AUGAAUCUGAUCAGUAGUUUAGUCAGAGAAGAGGUUACUGAUGAAGACGAGGACAAAGAGGAUGAAGACGAAGACAAAGAGGAUGAAGACGAAGACAAAGAGGAUGAACACGAAGACAAAGAGUUUGAAGACGAAGACAAAGAGGAUGAAGACGAGGACAAAAAGGAUGAAGACGAGGACGAAGACAAAGAUGACGAAGACGACAAAGAUUAUGACGAAGACAAAGAGGAUGAAGACGAGGACAAAGAGGAUGAAGAGGAAGAUGAAGAGGACGAUAAAGAGGACGAAGACAAAGAGGAUGAAGACGACGAUAAAGACGAUGAAAAAGACGACAAUGAAGACAAUGACAGCGAUGAAGAAGAGGACAAAGUCAAUGACAGCGAUGAGGAUGCGGCUGGACGCAGCACCCUGACAAUAGCUGACUUUGUGGAGAUGCUGGAGAACAUCCAGAUGUUCAGGGAGGACCUGCCCAUUCUCAUUUACCAGCUGACUGUACGGGACUGUUCCUACACUAAGCACCAGCUUCUGGAACAUUUCUAUCAAGACCUCAUCAAAAACAGGCUGAAUAUUGUGGGAUGGGACAUGGGUGAUCUGGAUGUGCAGGAUCCUCCGAUAAGAUUUUCAGACUCCACUGGGAUGACAGCUUUGACCAACACUUAUCAGACGGUGUGGAGGAGCUUUGGGGAGCAGAGCCCAAGAGUGCGAGACCUCUUCCUCAAUGAAUCCUUCCCCUCGGGCUUCCAAUGGGCCACCUCCAGUGAGUCUUUCAAGGUUGAAGGUGGCUGGGCUGAAGGUGGGAAGGGAGAGACCAUUUGGGAUCGCUUUGGUCAUGAACACAAGGUGCUGAACAACCAGACCGCUGAUCUGGCUUGUGACAGUUUCCACAAAGUGGAUUACGACACCUACCUCCUGCGAGGUCUUCAGGUCGACACCUACCAGUUCUCUCUCUCUUGGGCCCGAAUCUUCCCCUCAGGACACAAGGACACCCAGUCAGAGGAAGGGGUUCUCUACUACCACAAACUGAUUGAUGCUCUCAUUGAGUCUGGGAUUCAACCCGUAGUCACUCUCUACCACUGGGACCUGCCCCAGGCGCUCCAGGACCAUGGCGGAUGGACCAACCAAUCCACUGUGGAAGCCUUUAAGGACUAUGCAGACUUCUGCUUUUCCAGGUUUGGAGACAGGGUAAAGACCUGGAACACUUUGAGCAGCCCCUGGGUGGUGAGCCAUGCUGGAUAUGGAACUGGAAAGCAUCCGCCUGAAAUAAAGGACUAUGUGGUCGCCUCCUAUCAGGCCACUCACAACAUGCUCAAGUCUCAUGCAGAAGCCUGGCACGUCUACAAUAAUAAAUACCGUAAGACACAAGGAGGUCAAGUGGGCAUCGCACUGAACUCAGACUGGGCUGAGCCCGUGGACCCCUCCAGACCUGAGGAUAUAGCAGCAGCAGAUCGGUACCUGCAGUUUAUGCUGGGCUGGUUUGCACAUCCCAUAUUUGUAAAUGGAGAUUAUCCUGCAAUACUCAAGACUCAGAUUGAACAGAAGAGAGCCGAGUGUCCCCACUCUGCACCGGCUGUCCUUCCAGUUUUCACCCACGACGAGAGCCAGAGGAUACAUGGCACCGCUGACUUCUUUGGCUUAAACCACUACACCUCCCGCCUGGUCAACCACAGUGAUGGUGGCUGCACCCCAGGUCCUCAGGGGGUGGGGGACUUCCAGGCACAUGUGGAUCCCUCUUGGCCUUCCACAGCUUCUGACUGGAUCUACUCUUCCCCUUGGGGUCUCCGAAGGCUUCUCAACUACAUUUCCAUAGAGUACUUGAAUAUUACCAAAGUGCCGGUCUACAUAACUGGGAAUGGGAUGCCUUCAGAGUACAGUGUGGACACCCUUGAAGACACCGGUAGAAUAAAGUACAUGAGGAGUUACAUCAACGAAGCACUCAAAGCAAUAAUUGAAGACGGAGUGGAUGUGCAACGCUUCACAGUACAAUCACUCAUGGAUGGAUUUGAAGGCCAACAAGGCUACAGUGAGAGAUUUGGGCUUCAUCAUGUCAAUUUUGAAGACCCGGACAGACCAAGAACCCCAAAGCAGUCUGCUUAUUUCUACUCUCAGGUUGUCAAGCAAAAUGGAUUUGGUUUCCCCAGAGAUGACUUAUCUAAAGUGGUACAUAUUCAUCCAAACCAGCAUCCAAAAAUGUUACCACCAUCAGAAGUCCCAUCUAAAUCAAAGGUUGUUUGGGAGAAAUUCUCUCACCAAUCAAAAUUCCAACGUAAACUCUACCACUAUGGCACUUUUCCACAACACUUUAGUUGGGGAGUAUCAUCCUCAGCUUACCAGACUGAAGGUGGAUGGAAUGCUGAUGGCAAGGGAGCUAGCAUUUGGGAUACAUUCACACACAAACCUAGUUCAUCCAUUCCAGAUAAAGCCAAUGGGGAUGUGGCCUGUGACAGCUACCACCGACUGAAAGAGGAUCUCUACAUGCUAAGAGCUCUCAAGGUGAAGUCCUACAGAUUCUCUUUGUCCUGGUCCAGGAUUUUCCCCAAUGGUCUGCGUACCUCCCUGAACCAGAAAGGUGUUGACUAUUACAACAGACUCAUUGAUGGUCUGCUAGCAGACAAUAUCACUCCAAUGGUGACGCUCUACUAUUGGGACCUCCCUCAAGCUUUGCAGAACAAUGGUGGCUGGUACAACGUGGGCAUGAUUGACAUUUUUAAUGACUUUUGUGACUUCUGUUUUGCCACUUUUGGAGACAGGGUGAAAUUCUGGAUGACUUUCAACCAGCCUUAUACAAUUGCCUGGUCAGGAUAUGGACUUGGACAAAUUCCGCCAAAUGUGAAGAACCCAGGAACUGCACCAUUCAAAGUUGCACACAACCUAAUAAAAGCACACGCCAAGGCCUACCACACAUAUGAUGAUAAAUAUCGCAGAUCCCAAGGUGGUCUAGUAUCCAUUGCCCUCAAUGGUGAUUGGUUUGAGCCUAAAGAUGUUAACGUACCUCGUGAAGUGGUGGCUGCUGACCGCGCUCUGCAGUUCCAACUAGGUUGGUUUGCACACCCCAUUUUCAAAAACGGUGAUUAUCCUGAUGCAAUGAAGUGGCAGGUCGGAAACAAAAGUGAACUCCAAGGUCUGUCAGAGUCAAGACUACCAGUGUUUAGUGAUGAAGAAAAGAGAUUCAUCCAAGGGACCGCUGAUAUGUUCUGUUUAAAUCAUUACACCACAAAGAUUGCAAGUCAUGCCACAUUAAGGUUAUCCCCCAAGUCUUAUGAGUAUGACCGAGAUUUGACAGAAGAUGAAGAAAAAGAUUCACCCACUACUGCGAUCAGUAACCAGAGAGCUGUGGCAUGGGGUUUGAGGAGGCUACUCAACUGGAUCAAGGAGGAGUAUGGAGAUCCACAGAUCUACAUUACUGAGAAUGGAGUUUCUACAGAUUCAAAGACAACAUGGGAUGAUUCUGCCAGAGUAUUUUAUUACAAGACCUACAUAAACGAGGCUCUGAAAGCCCAUGACAUUGAUGGUGUCAAAGUGAAAGGAUAUACAGCAACAUCGCUCAUGGAUUCUUUCGAGUGGCUUCAUGGUUAUACAGUGGGUUUUGGGCUGCAUCAUGUGGACUUCACAAACCCAAACAGGCCACGAACACCCAAGUAUUCAGCUCAUUUCUACUAUCAGGUCAUCAAGAACAAUGGUUUCCCCACAACAGAUGAUGACAAGCCUCUUUAUGGACAUUUCCGCAAAGAUUUCAUUUGGAGUACCGCUACAGCAUCAUACCAGAUUGAGGGGGGUUGGCGAGCUGAUGGAAAAGGCCUCAGCAUCUGGGAUAAGUUUGCACAUACUCCUCUCAGAAUCUUCAAUGAUGACAAUGGGGAUAUAGCCUGCGACAGUUAUCAUAAGGUUGAAGAGGAUGUUGAAAUAUUGAAGCACCUGAAGGUGACCCAUUAUCGCUUCUCCAUCUCCUGGUCGAGAGUGCUUCCUGACGGCACCACCAAGCAUAUCAAUGAAGCUGGACUCAACUACUACCAUAAACUGGUGGAUACACUACUAGCUGCCAACAUCCAACCACAUAUUACUCUCUACCACUGGGAUCUUCCACAGGCUCUGCAGGAUAUCGGGGGAUGGGAGAAUGAGACAAUUGUUGUCAAAUUCAGGGAUUACGCUGACUUCAUCUUUAGUCGUCUUGGCCACAAAGUGAAAUUCUGGAUCACUAUUAAUGAACCGUAUAAUAUAGCCAACGUAGGCCAUGGGUACGGAGCAGCGGCCCCAGGGAUCAGUUUCCGACCAGGCACUGCACCCUACACUGUGGGUCACAACUUGAUUAAAGCUCAUGCUGAGGCCUGGCACCUCUACAACGACAAGUACCGGGCUGAACACAAAGGAAUCAUUUCCAUCACCAUCAACUCAGACUGGUCCGAACCCAGAAACCCGUACAAACAGGAGGAUGUAGACGCUGCCAGACGUGUGGUGCAGUUCUACAUUGGCUGGUUUGCACAUCCCAUAUUCAACGGGGACUACAGCCACAUGAUGAAGACCAUCAUUAGAGAGAGAAGCCUCGCUGCUGGUCUGCUGCCUGAGUUCAGUCCAGAGGAGAUCCAGAGGAUUAAAGGGACCUAUGAUUACUUUGGCUUCAACCAUUACACCACUGUCCUGGCCUUCCCGGUGGACUAUGGGAAUCUGCAACACUAUGAUGCUGACAGGUCAGUGCUGAUCCACUUAUCUGGUCUUCUCAGGGGUGCAGGAACAAUAGCUGAUCGUACUUGGCUGGAUUCAGGCUCAGGCUGGUUGAAAGUGUCCCCCUUUGGAUUCAGAAGGAUUUUGAACUUUAUCAAAGAAAACUAUGGGAACCCACCGAUUAUCAUCACUGAGAACGGCAUUUCAGAGCGAGGGCCGGUCGACCUCAAUGAUGUUCACCGGAGCUACUACUAUGAAAAAUACAUCACACAGGUCCUGAAAGCGUAUUUACUGGAUGGUGUGGAUGUACGUGGUUACACCGCUUGGUCCCUGAUGGACAACCUGGAAUGGGCCACUGGGUUUUCAGAAAGGUUUGGUCUUUUCUAUGUCAAUCGUUCAGACCCUAAACUUCCUCGAGUGGCCAAGGCCUCCGUCAGCCGAUAUUCCACCAUCAUCAGCUGCAACGGUUUCCCAGACCCCGCCUCCGGACCCAACGAGUGUCUGAACCCAGAACCAGAAGGUACCAGCGCCCCCUUAACCCCGCCCCCUGCAGGUACCAGCGCCCCCAUAACCCCACCCCCUGCAGGUACCAGCGCCCCCAUAACCCCACCCCCUGCAGGUACCAGUGCCCCCGUAACCCCACCCCCCGCAGGUACCAGCACCCCCGUAGCACCACCCUCUGACCCCCUAGUCCACUUUCUGGGGAUGAGGCUUUCCAGCUCCAGCGCUCAGACUGGACUCAACACCACCUUCGCUCUGCUGACAGUGGCAGUGUUUGGCGUCAUCUGUUCAUCCUACUGGUUCUGUAGAACCAGAAAGUCCUCCACAAAGAACAGGUCUAAGGGUCCUCUGAGCGUGGAGACUCAACUGUGA
Messenger RNA from Sphaeramia orbicularis (orbiculate cardinalfish), 5529 nucleotides. Its product is annotated as lactase-phlorizin hydrolase-like. Gene Ontology annotation, molecular function: lactase activity. Bases 1 to 5529 code for a protein of 1842 amino acids. The transcript has 17 exons. NCBI's taxonomy places the organism in Eukaryota, Metazoa, Chordata, Actinopteri, Kurtiformes, Apogonidae. The record is from RefSeq and is a predicted model, not a curated record. Gene Ontology annotation, biological process: carbohydrate metabolic process.